AUGAAUUGCCAAUUGACUUUAUUGCAGGACGCAAAGAUAUCUGAUUGUUUACAUAUCUACACAGGCGCCAUCAGUGAGGAGGACACUAACGCAUGUGAACUGCAACCAUGUCAGAAUGGUGGCGUCUGCGAGAGCCAUCAUGGAGGCUACAGGUGCCUCUGCUCUCAACAGAGCCAAGAUGGCCGACUGUAUGGAGGUGAGAACUGCACAGUCGCCCUCCUGGGCUGCGACGGCAACCGCUGCAAGAAUGGCAGCAUCUGCUCUCCACUCUUCCUGAACGACUGCCACACCUACACCUGCACCUGCCGUGCGGGCUUCACCGGCUCCAAGUGUCAGACGUCUACCAUCUUCUCCUUCGAGACCAGCGGCUACAUGUAUGUGGAGACCCAGCUAUCGGACCCUGAAGCCCCUCUGAACAUCACCCUAAGCUUCAGGACGGACCGGCCCGUUGGCACCCUCCUCCAGCGCCGGGUCGAAGAUCUGCUGCUCACCAUCGAGCUGGUCGACAGCCACUUACGCCUCAGCAUGCUAAGAGGUCAAGGGUCAAGAAGGGCAGUGGUUCUGGAGCUACCGCCGAGCGUGUCGGAUGGCCAGUGGCACACUGUGGAGGCCUGGCUGGGCAGUGAGGCGGAGGGAAGCGGGGUCAGACUGCUUCAGUCCUCCUGUGAUGAGGUGGGCUGCACCAGGGAGUUCCCCACCACCGAGACCACCCUGCUGGAGCAAGGCUCCGGCCUCCCCGAGCCCGGCUCGGUCCAUCACAGCCUCUUCCUAGGAGGGGUGGGACUGGGCUGGGGCUCCGGUGGGGUAGCAGGAAAGAGGACGCCUGAGGCUGCUGACCCGCCUGUCCCACGUGCCCCGACUGCCCACUUCCUGGGCUGCUUCCGGGACGUGUUUGUGGAGUCACGGCUGGUGGUGCCUGCCCCCGCCAACUCGCCGGCUCAGAUCAACGUCACAGCGGGGUGCAGCGACAAGGACAAGUGUGACGACAAUCCGUGUCAGAACCGGGGGCAUUGCAUAAGCCAGGGAUGGAGGAGCUAUGUGUGCGAGUGCUACAGACCGUAUAAUGGGACUACUGACUGCGCCGAGGGUAAGGCCUGGAGAGUGUGGUCUGAAAACACUGAAGAUGUGGCAGUAAAUGAGAGCCACAGCUUAAGAAUGUUUCUUUAUUGUUAUAAUUUUUUUAAUCAAUUUGAUCUAUUACAUUUCAAUGUAAUAAUAUCACAUAUCCUAUUAGAGCAAUCAUUAUGUGCUUCUACUACAGCUUGGAUAAUGUAGCUAAGAACAAUGGAAAUGGUCAACCCGAGAAGGUACGGGUCAUUUUGGACAAUCUAUGGCCUGAGGUACAGGUCAACAGUUCAGCCUCAGAAUCACUCCAAAAUCUGAAUGGCUGGACCUGUAAUGUGGCACCGAACAGAUGGAUAAAGUAGCCUGUGGCAGACUGCAAAGGAGCUUAGAGAACUAGUAAAAAUAGCAUAUACAGUACACACACACACACACACACACACACAGGUACACACACACACAGGCACGCAUGCACACACACACACAAACUCACACACACAGAGGCAGAAAGGAGCAAAUAAAAUAACACCUGACCUUAGGAUUAAGGAGCCGACUGGGAGCGCCUUCACUUCCCAGAAAACAGGGAUUCCCAAGGACUCCCGCCACAAUGCUUUAAUGUGAUGGGUGGAAAUAACUGGUCCGAGUUCUGAGUACUGGUCCGGUUCACCUUGAAUCAGGGAUGGGCAACUCUAGUCCUCAGUCCUCAGGGGCCGGAUUGCCCCAGCUCACACCUGACAAUAUCCCAUCCCUGCGGCUUGAAGGAGUGGCAUAAACAUCUCAGGCUGGUACCAAGUCAAAGUUGGGGGCAAUUCCAUUUUAAAUUUUAGGAGAUUCAUUCAAUUCAUCAUUUGAAUACUUUUCGUGUCACGAAUAGAAUUUCAAUUCACUUCAUGACUUGACUGAGUUUAAAUGGAAUUGACACCAAUCCUGGUACCCAGCAUAGUAAACAAUCUAUAGCCUAGUUUUGGAAAAAGAGAGGGCCCUAGCACACAGUGGCCCGCCUGGAGAUUGGUACACUCUUAGAAAAAAACUUGCUAUCUAGAACCUGAAAGGGUUCCCCAUAGGAGAACCCUUUGAUUAAUUAUUUUUGGUUCCAGGUAGAACCCUUUUGGGUUCCAUGUAGGACCCUUUCCACAGAGCGUUCUACAUGGAAUCCAAAAGUGUUCAAUGUGGAACCAAAAAGUGUACUCUUAUGGGGACAGCCGAAGAACCCUUUUGGAAACCCUUUUUUCUAAGAGUGUAGUGGAAACCAUGCUAUAGUCUUUGUGUUCUGACACUAUCUCUCUUUGUUAGUUCUUCAUCUAUCCAUUAAGUAAUUGGGAGGAUAUAGUUUGCAACUUUCUUUAUUUUUUUGAAACUCUCUCUCUCUGUAUCAACGCAGAGUACAUCACCGCCAGGUUCGGGAACGAGGACGCAGCAAGCUAUGCUGUCUUCUCCUUGGACGACCCCCUGGGUUCUGGCACCAUCGUCAUAUCCAUGUUUGUGCGCACGCGGCGCCCCAGCGGCCUCCUCCUGGUCCUGGCCAACAGCACCAGCCAGUACCUCCACCUGUGGCUGGAUGACGGCCGUGUCAAAGUUCAGUUGAACAACUUUGAGAGCCUGGCGGGGCGCAAAGUGGUCAACGACGGUCACUUUCACUUGGUGAUGGUGCGGCUGGAGGGCGACUCUGUGACUCUGUUACAGUCUGCCCAGAGCCAGGGAACCAUCCCCGUCCGGCCCGUGGUGGCUCAGCCAGGGGACCUGGUCUACGUUGGGGGCCUGGCCAACCAGAGAGCCUCGGCAUCCUUCGGGGGUUACCUGAAAGGCUGUGUCCAGGACCUGAGAAUCAACAAUAAACGGCUGCAGUUCUUUCCCAUAGGAACUCCGGUGGCCUCGUACGGCCUGGAAGAGCUGAUCAACGUCACACAGGGAUGUACCAGUGACAACACCUGCAGUGUGAGUAACUGGACAUACACUAUACAUAUACUACAUACUAUACUGACACAGCACAGUUGCCCCAUGACACACCACCGUUUCCCCAUGACAACACCACAGUUUCCCCAUGACAACACCACAGUUGCCCCAUGACAACACCACAGUUGCCCCAUGACAACACCACAGAGUUUAUAAACCCAGAGUUCCUAGCGGCCAAUACUUCCUGGGAUGCCCGCGAAGUAGACCUGACAGACCAGACCAGGAUUUGGGGUUUGGGAAGUCAAUGAAAGAGUGAAAGAUAACUUCCUUAGUGUGACGGACACAUCUAGCCGCACUGCUAAAUGUCCCUAUCCUAUGCACUUUAACAUUCAUUUGCACCAAACAUUUAGCCUUGUUCAAUUAAUGUUAAUGAUAAUAUGUACAUUAUACUUAAAAUCACAUUUAUAGUAAACAUUUUAAGAAUUAUAAUUUAUAUGAGUAUCUUUACAGCCUACCUGCCUUGGAUAUUUGGAACUGGCCAUUCCCUUCUGAGCGCCAACCUUUUGGCUUUAGUUAACCCUUGAUUUGAGUUGCUCCUCCUCUGCUAUGUAGACCUCAGUUAUACUUUAUGUUGAGGCUUUAGAACAUUUUACUUUUAUUCAUUUACCGACCUUAUACUUAUAAUAUUUUACGCAACUUAUGGUUUGAAUUCUCUUACAUUGUUAACAACUUAAAGUUUAGGAAAAUAAAACCCCUACUACAGUGUUUGCACUCAGUUUUCUCAUUGCCUGCUUGGUCCUUACCCUACACUUAGUUGUUUAUUUUCUCUCAUUUCCAUACAUGAACUUAGCUAGCUAACGUCGCCAUGACAUCGCCUACAAGCUUGAUCAGGGAUUUCUAUUGGAGAAGCAGUUUCUGGAACUGUUCCUGUAUAUUCUCUUUGGCAACAAAGUUGCCCAAAGACACUGCACAAUUUCCCCAUGACAACACAGUUUCCCCAUGACAACACAGUUUCCCCAUGACAACACAGUUGCCCCAUGACAACACAGUUGCCUCACCAUGACAAAGUCAACUGCUUGACAGAGUUAUUAUUUGUCUCUUUCAGAACAACCCAUGUCUGAACGGCGGCAUGUGCUACCCCAUGUGGGACGACUUCAUCUGCAAUUGCCCACCCAACAUUGCAGGGCGGCGCUGUGAGGAGGUCAAGUGGUGUGAGCUGUCUCCGUGCCCCUCGACCGCAGCCUGCCAGCCCCUCUCACAGGGCUUUGAGUGUGAGUUCCUAGUUCCCCUUUCUGAAUAGAUUAUCAACCAAGCAAUGCAAUCCAUUCUGCAGAAAUCCAAAGUCAAAUUGCACUAUUACUCACAUCAAUGUCUCUCAAACCUCUCUUUUAAUACUGCCUGCAAGGUCCAAUUACACUAUAUAUACAAAAGUAUGUGGACACCCCUUUAAAUUAGUGGAUUCGGCUAUUUCAGCCACACCUGUUGCUGACAGAUGUAUAAAAUUCAGCGCACAGCCAUGCAAUCUCCAUAGACAAACAUUGGCAGUAGAAUGGCCUUACUGAAGAGCUCAGUAACAUUCAACAUGGCACCGUCCUAGGAUGCCACCUUUCCAACAAGUCAGUUGGUCAAAUUUCUGCCCUGCAAGGGCUGUAACAACGGCUCAGCCGCAAAGUGGUAGGCCACACAAGCUCACAGAACGGGACUGCAGAGCGUUGAAGCGCGUAGUGCAGAAAAAUGGUCUGUCCUCGGUUGCAACACUCACUACCGAGUUCCAAACUUCCUCUGGAAGCAACGUCAGCACAAGAACUGUUCAUCGGGAGCUUCAUGAAAUGGGUUCCCAUGGCUGAGCAGCCGCACACAAGCCUAAGAUCACCAUGUGCAAUGCCAAGUGUCAGCUGGUGUGGUGUAAAGCUUGCCGCCAUUGGACUCUGGAGCAGUGGAAACGCGUUCUCUGGAGUGAUGAAUCACGCUUCACGAUCUGGCAGUCCGAUGCCAGGAGAACGCUACCUACCCUAAUGCAUAGUACCCACUGUAAAGUUUGGUGGAGAAGUAAUAAUGGUCUGGGACUGUUUUUCAUGGUUCAGGCUAGGCCCAUUAGUUCCAGUGAAGGGAAAUCUUAACGCUACAUCAUACAAUGACAUUCUAGAUGAUUCUGUGCUUCCAACUUUGUGGCAACAGUUUGGGGAAGGCCCUUUCCUGUUUCAGCAUGACAAUGCUCCCAUGCACAAAGCGAGGUCCACACAGAAAUUGUCACGAUCGUCGUAAUGAACAGACCAAGGCGCAGCGUGAUGAACGAACAUGUUUAACUUUAUUAUCUUUAGUGAUAAUAGAACACAAUCAACAAAACAAGAAACGACUCGUGAAGUCCACGGUAACAAUGACCGAACACGGAACAAGAACCCACAAACACAAAGGGAAAAUAGACAGUAUAAAUAUGGCUCCCAAUCAGAGACAACCAACGACAGCUGACACUCGUUGCCUCUGAUUGGGAGUCACUCUAGCCAACAUAGAAAUAAACACAACAGAAUUACCAACAUAGAAAUAAACACAUAGAAUGAACACACCCUGGCUCAACAUAUAGAGUCCCAGAACCAGGGUGUGACAGUACCCCCCCCUAAAGGCGCGGACUGCGACCGCGCCUCAACCUGAACAAAACAGGGGAGGGCUGGGCGGGCAUACCUCCUCGGCGGCGGUUCUGGCUCCGGCCUUGACCACCGUCCUCCAAUACACCCCCCAUAGUGCCCCUGAUCCAGUCUGGCCCUGCCGGCUGGAGCUGAACUGGACUUAGCAGGAGCGGUUAGCUUCAGCUCCAUAGUGGAGCAGUUGACCGGUACCUUACCAGGCACCGGUGACCCAGGCACGGGUUGUGCUGGACUGACGACGCGCACCCCUGGCUUAGUGCGUGGAGGAGGAACGGGCCUUACCAGGCUGACGACGCGCACCCCUGGCUUGGUGCGUGGAGGAGGAACGGGCCUUACCAGGCUGACGACUCGCACCCCUGGCUUAGUGCGUGGAGGAGGAACGGGCCUUACCAGGCUGACGACUCGCACCCCUGGCUUAGUGCGUGGAGGAGGAACGGGCCUUACCAGGCUGACGUCUCGCACCCCUGGCUUAGUGCGAGUGGCAGGAACAGGCCGGGCCAGGCUGGCGACGCGCACCGUAGACUUGGUGCGAGUGGCAGGAACAGGCCGGGCCGGGCUGGCGACGCGCACCAUAUACUUGGUGCGUGGAGCAGGGACAGGCCGGACCGGGCUGGCGACGCACACCGUAGGCUUGGUGCGAGUGGCAGGAACAGGCCGGGCCGGUCUGGCGACGCGCACCGUAUACUUGGUGCGAGUGGCAGGAACAGGCCGGGCCGGGCUGGCGACGCGCACCGUAGACUUGGUGCGUGGAGCAGGGACAGGCCGGACCGGGCUGGCGACGCACACCGUAGGCUUGGUGCGUGGAGCAGGGACAGGCCGAACCGGGCUGUGGAGACGGAUAGGAGACCUGGAGUGAAGAGCGGCCACAACCCGUCCUGGCUGAAUGCCUACCCUCACACACUCUGUGUGAGGCAUCCGCACAGGACGUACAGGGCGGUGUAUCCGUAACCUGGUGGCCUUCUGAAUCCCGCCCUUUUUUGCCUCCGUCAGCCCCGUCGUCCAUGCCGUGUGCCCCCCCCUAAAAAUUUUCUGGGGUUGCCUCUCGCCUGUCCGACGUUGACCCGUUUGGCGCCGCUGCUCCUCUCUACGGCGCCUCUCCACUGUCUCACUCCAUGGCCGGCGAUCCAUCCCGGCCAGGAUUUCCUCCCAAGUCCAGGACCCUUUACCGUCCAAUAUCUCCUCCCAUGUCCAGGCUGCCUGCUCCUCUCUACGGCGCGCCUCCACCGUCUCUUCUCCCGGCGCUUCCUCCCAUGUCCAGCCCAAGAGCUGCCCCUGGACACGCUGCUUGGUCGUUGCAUGGUGGGUUCUUCUGUCACGAUCGUCGUAAUGAACAGACCAAGGCGCAGCGUGAUGAACGAACAUGUUUAACUUUAUUAUCUUUAGUGAUAAUAGAACACAAUCAACAAACAAGAAACGACCGUGAGUCCACGGUUCGAACAGACAAGAACCACAACACAAGGAAAUAGACAGUGGCUCCCAAUCAGGAACUGACACUGUUGCCUCUGAUGGGAGUCACUCUAGUAGAAUAAACACAACAGAAUUACCAACAUAGAAUAAACACAUAGAAUGACACACCCUGGCUCAACUUAGACCAGAGCCGGUUGUGAAGAAAUGGUUUGUUGAGAUCAGUGUGGAAGAACUUGACUGGCCUGCACAGAGCCCUGACCUGAACCCCAUCUAACACCUUUGGGAUGAAUUGGAAGGCCGACUGCGAGCCAGGCCUAAUCGCCCAACAUCAGUGCCCGACCUCACUAAUGCUCUUGUGGCUGAAUGGAAGCAGGUCCCCCCAGCAACGUUCCAACAUCUAGUGGAAAGCCAUCCCAGAAGAGUGGCGGCUGUUAUAGCAGCAAUGGGGGGGACCAACUCCAUAUUAUUGCCCAUGAUUUUGGAAUGAGAUGUUCGACGAGCAGGUGUCCACAUAUUCUUGGACACGUAGUGUAUUUGACCUAAUCCAGUAUCAGCGCACCUGAUUCAAUUACCGGUAGUUCACUAAUCAUCAAGCCCUUCAUUAGCUGAAUCCGGUCUGCUUGAUAAGUUCAAUCAGGUCUGCUUAAUUAGUUGAAUUAAGUUUGCUGUACUUUAAUAGAUCAGUGGAACUGGCCGGGGGUUCUUGACGAGAGGUCAGGGAAACGCAGACAUAUGGCAAUUGCUUCUCUGUAUUUGACAUAUUUUAUAUAGAGUAGGCUAGUAUGUCGUGUGUAUCCACUGAAUGGACUGUUGAAUUCCCAUGAGCCAAGCUUAUGCCCCAGAUGAACCAUACCGCCACAUGAUUCAAGAGGUUUAGGCGCUAGAAUUCUCUCAAGCAAUGCCAGGUGUUUGACCGGCACUACUUGCAUGAUACACCAUUAUCCAUCCAUAUGAGCCGGAUUUACUAAGAGGUUGCACCAGGUGUGAAGGUUGUUUGCAGGUGCAGUCCUUUCCAGAUUGACAGCAGGUGCAAAGGUUGCUCCUGUUUGAUCAAUAGGGAAUUACAGCAUAAGGUCUCUAUAUGGUUCCUUACCCUGAAAGUAGUCUAUAAACUAGGAGAGACUGUAAUCCAUGGUUCAGAUUUGUUUAAACAGCCACCAUUAAUUUCAGUAACUUUAGCCUAGGGUAACCAGAAAUCAAUGGGAGAGAUGGGGGCAACCGUUAAUGACUCAUGUUACAUAAAGGUGUUUUAGCCCAAAAUGUUGAACACUGCACUUGCCCCUUCUCUCUCGUUGAUUUUUGGUUAGCCGUGGCUAGCUGAAUCAAGUUAGCUGAAGUUAGUAGUAGCCAUUUAAAGAAAUUCAAACCAUGGUUUGCUGUCUCUCCUGCCUGGCAAUUGGACUAGUGACAGGGUAAGGCACCAUACAGCUAACGGUAAGGUCUAAAAUAGAGAACUUAUCCUUCCAUUCCCAAUUGAACAACCUGCCUCAAUCCAGAAGUACUGCACUCUUUGCACCUGGAGCAACCGAUUAUUAAAUCCGGCCCAUAUGGAUGGAUAACCCUGUGUCAUGUAAGGUUCCCCCUUCAGUAGAGUUUGUUAAUGGUUUGUAACAUUCUGUCUACUGUAACAUACAUGGGUGCAAUCUGUAAUAAACGUUUCCUCUUGCUGGCUCUUAGUGAAUGUAACUGUUUAAAGUGUUGCUUCUUGUGCCACUGAGGAUAUUUCAGUUACAGAUUUAGUUUUUUUAAGCCUCUGCUGUUUUGCAUUCCAGGUGUAUCCAACGUGACCCUCCGGAAUGACAGCAUACUGUCCUACAGAGGCAACGGGAAGAUCAGGCACCACCUCAGCAGCGUCCUCCUCAGUGUGCGAACCAGGCAGACGGACGCCACCCUCCUACACACCGAGAAAGGCUCUGAGUUCCUCACCAUCUCCCUCCAGGACUCCCACCUGCUGCUGGAACUACAGGCCGGCAGUGGCGAGGCCUCCCCCAAGCUCACUGCCCAGAGCCGGGGCCUGCUCAGCGACGGCCAGUGGCACACAGUGGAGCUCUCCAUGGAAGCCCCGGAUCUACAGAACUCCAGGUGGAUCAUGGUCCUGGAUGGGGGAAGAGAGGGAGGAGAGGAGGAGUAUGUUGUGUCUGAGGCCACCUCUGGGAGCCUGGCCUUCCUCAGGGAGGGAGUGGACAUCCUCCUGGGAGGUCUGGGGCCAGAGGCUGGGGGGAAUUUGGAUGGAUGUCUGGGCCCCGUCCAGAUUGGGGGGCUCCCGCUGCCCUACUAUGGAGAUACUGACCUGAACCUUCCCAGGCCCCAAGAGGAGCAGUUUGUGAAGGCCCCCAGUGUCGCCACCCCCCAAUAUGGCUGCUGGGGGGCCAGUGUGUGCGCGCCGAACCCCUGUCUAAACCAGGGGGUGUGUGAGGAUCUCUUUGACCUCUCCCUCUGCAGGUGCCCUCCCGAGUGGAUGGGGCCACAAUGCCAGAAUGACGCCGACACCUGCGCCGUCAAGCCCUGUGUCCAUGGCAACUGCAGUGUGUUGGGGGAGGGAUAUGUAUGUGCAUGUGAGCUGGGGUAUGAGGGGACCAGGUGUGAGAAGGAUGUGGAUACGUGUGACAACAACAAGUGCGGCCUGGGGGCCACCUGUCUCAGAGGCCUCCUGAACUACGCCUGCCUCUGCCCAAGGAACAUGACCGGGCCCCUCUGCGAGUAAGUCUCAAACGCUUCUCAUAUUCCCUCCCAACCCUAACCCAACCUCACCCUAAUUUAUCUUAAAGAAAAUAGAAAAGAUCCAGAAACAAAUAUGCAAGCACUUAACAAAACAAUCCAAAGCUAUAACUCAAUUGUGUAUGACGUAUUUUCAUAUGUCAUAAUUUAUGUCAAGGGUGAUAUGAACACAAAUUGAUACCUGAUGAAUCAUUAUCUUUUAGUGAAAAGGUCCCAGAAGUCCCAUGGUACAUUGAAAAGAUACCGUAAGUUAUUUCAAGUUCUUUCAAGUGAUUGCAUGUUUUUUUUUUUUAAAGUCAUAUCCUCUCAAGCCAAUUCUAGCUCACAUCUGUGGUGAUUAGACACAUCAACUUAAUCAAUUAACAAUCCCCUUUGAGCCAUUAUGCCUGCUAUCAGCCUCCUAACUGUCAGGUAACUGACGCUUGUGUGUUUGUGUCGCUCAACUCUAGAUACCCCAACCUGCCCGUGUCCGUGUGUCCUGGAGACAGAUGGAACUACAGCUGCUUCAACGGGGGGAACUGCUCUAAGCUGGACUACACCUGCGACUGUCUGCCCGGUUUUAUAGGGCAAUGGUAAGCCAUGGCUAUAAACAAUGGUACAUCUGUAGUAAACGCUUGGGUCAAUGAAUCGCAAUGAAACCUAAGUGUAAUCGGGACAAUCCUUUUCCUAAGCAAAGGAUCCCAAUUUCAACCUCGAAAAACUCAAAAUGUUAGAAACUUGGAUCUGAAAACGGAUCUUAUAUACUUUAUUGGAAUAACCCUCUGUGACUUUAAAGAAUAUGUAUCUUAAAACUGUGACACCUUAAAGAUGUCUCAAUGUUUGGUCAACUCCGUCAGAUUUGUCUAAAAUCCUAAAUUAUUGAGGAAUGAGCAGGUUCAACUAUACAUAAGGACCCCUUCUUAAUUUCAUGUUUACAUAUAGUGUAACAAGACCACUCAGGGUCCGGAAAGUUCUCUACUUUUGCUAGAUUUAAACAAAAUAUAUUGAUAUCACCAUGGUAAACAAAAACAUAACCUGUCAACUACAUCUCCCUUGAAGAUUGAGAUAGAAUAUGUUCAUUUUAAUUAGGUUUUAGAGUCAUAAAGCAACUGGGAAUAAAACAAAAUUGCUACUCAGUAUACCACUUGAAUGAAGAAGAACAAUUUUUGCACCAAUUGUUAUGAUAUGGGGGUUGGUUUAGUAUUAGCAUGGAUAGACGGCACACUACCACUUCCACACCUUAUCCCUAUGUGGCAGCAGCAACCGACUGCAAGUACAGUGCCCAGCCUUGAUAAGUAAACAGGUAUGGGCAAUUAAAAAUUAUGGGCAAACAGUAAGAGACGUGUCCAGAAGCCUCCUGGACUACGAGUGUUUGUUUUGGGGUUAUCUUUUGGAGCAUGCAUUUUUUUACUUUCGUUUUUAUAUAUAUAUAUAUAUAUAUAUAUAUAUAUAUAUUUAUUUUGUCACCAUGAAUUGAACAAGUCAAUAGCCCUCUUGGGCUGGCCGACCCAGGAGUCAGGACGGAGCAGGCCCAGGACCUAGGUAAGGUUGAUGUCUCCUGGGGGCAAAUGCAUACAACACGGUCCGCAUACUCUGACGUCUCACAUAAAUGCACACAUUAAAUCAGGUUACAGACCAUUUAGCUAGGCCUAGGACUCCUAGACUUAGAAAGUGUAUCAAACUCAGCAGGCUAGCUAGUUGGUUUCAUAACUCAAUGUAUAUGAAUAAUAAUAAUGCCAUUAAUAUUAUUCAAAUAUACAAUUAUUGUUAAAUAUAACUAAUAUAUAAGUAUAUUUAGUUAAAUCCCCCGUCUGUCACAGGUGUGAGGUAGACUUUGAUGAGUGUGUGUCAGGCCCCUGUGAAUACGGAGGCUACUGCCACAAACUUGUCAACAACUUCCACUGUAUAUGUCAGAUGAACUUCUCAGGUGACCAGUGUCAGAUCGAUGUCAGCGACUUCUACUUGUACCUGGCCCUGGUGCAGUUGCAAUACAUGUUCCAGCUCAUGUCCUACCUUAUAUUGAACCUCGACGAUGGCCCAGAGAUCGACUGGGGACAUCUGCAAAUAGAUGACGACUAG
This is a messenger RNA of Coregonus sp. 'balchen', 11780 nucleotides long. The record is from the annotation of a GenBank genome assembly. Lineage: Eukaryota; Metazoa; Chordata; Actinopteri; Salmoniformes; Salmonidae.